Physella acuta is the source of this 783-nucleotide messenger RNA. RefSeq lists its product as uncharacterized. NCBI's taxonomy places the organism in Eukaryota, Metazoa, Mollusca, Gastropoda, Physidae. The record is from RefSeq and is a predicted model, not a curated record.
UUAAACUACACUGAGGUGUCGAAUACUUCAGAUAACUUACAACACGUAACAGCGAAGACCAUCCACCCAACUUAACACUACGACAAAAUCACCUAUCAAAUUGUCAAAUAGCAAUGUUUCGAGUCUGGCAGCUAUUCGCCGUCUGUCUCGUGCCGGUUAGCCUAGCCUGCUCCCCACACAUUAAAGAAAUUACUGACGAGGACAAGGAAAAUUUUAUGUACGGCAUCAACGACGAGCGUCAGUCGAGUGAAUUAAGGAAUCUGAGAUGGAACGAUGCCCUGGCAGAAUAUGCCCAACAGAUCCUCUCACACACAUGUGGUAUUGUAAAGAGGAAAGAUAUAGUAACCGACGCCUACCUGGCAUAUUGUGCACAUGCAUCUGGGUUUAAUACUCGCGUCGUCUCUGAUGUGUGCAGCUAUCGUUUUGUCACCGGCGUCAUGAUGAACAGUACACGCUGGUCAAGAUUAAUGGGCUGUGCGAUGACGUUCUGUCCAGGAAUUGAACAUCACGAUCUGUCUCUGUGUAUGAUCGCACCAAGAAAGGGGUCAAGGUUUUAUUAUGACGAGGACGAAGAUGAUGAAGAAGAAGAAGAAGAAAGGUGACAACACAGUUGUUUGAUUCCAUCUCCACGGAAGUAUCUAAAGAGCUGUUAACCGAAAUUAUAGUUUUCUAUAAAGUGUCAGUUAUCAAAGCGGUGGUGAUUCGAUGAUGUUGGUUUAAAGAGUUUCACGCGUACAAUUGUUAACGUGGUUUAUUAAAUGUGUAAGCUAUAAGACAAAGAAA